Molecule: messenger RNA, 2413 nt
Organism: Nerophis ophidion (straightnose pipefish)
Lineage: Eukaryota; Metazoa; Chordata; Actinopteri; Syngnathiformes; Syngnathidae
Product: zinc finger protein OZF-like
Exons: 2
Coding region: 633-2120 (495 amino acids)
Biological process (GO): regulation of transcription by RNA polymerase II
Molecular function (GO): DNA-binding transcription factor activity; RNA polymerase II cis-regulatory region sequence-specific DNA binding
Source: RefSeq, a predicted model, not a curated record
UUCCACUCAUACCGGCAUGGUCGCGGCGGGGCUUAACUGAUCUGAGAAAGGAACGAAUCAGUUCAGGGAGUGAUUCGCUUCAGUACGUUCGCUCAAAAGAUUCGUUCUUUCGAACGAAUCGUUCGCGAACGACACAACACCAGUGAACAAAGCAGGACGAAAAAACAAAACAAGAUGGCGUUUGAUAGAGAAGACGUUGAUGUGUUAAUGAUAGUUCUGUGUUCUUCAUCAGUCCGUAGUACGUACAUGUACGCAUACAUGUUGUUUAAUAAUGGAUUGUAUUCGGAUACAUUAGUCUGAGGGCACUUUGAAGCUUCUCAUGGUAGCUUAGCUCGCUAGUUAGCUUAGCGUGUUAGCCGCUAACAAAGACGGGCGGAAGUGAUGAAAACACAUCGCUAAGCGGAGAUCAAGUGUGAGUGUAAAGUCUUGUCCAUCCAUCCAUUUCUACCGCUUAUUCCCUUUCGGGGUCGCGGGGGGCGCUGGCGCCUAUCUCAGCUACAAUCGGGCGGAAGGCGGGGUACACCCUGGACAAGUCGCCACCUCAUCACAGGGCCAACACAGAUAGACAGACAACAUUCACACACACAUUCACACACUAGGGCCAAUUUAGUCUUGUGAUUUCGUUAAAAAAAAUGUGCGAAAAAACAAUAGCAGAGUACGAGGAGGAAAUGUGUCCAACAAAAGAGAAGGAGCGACAACAUCAACUACUGGACGCUGUUUUCAAGAAACAUCAAGUUGUGUCACACAGGACAGACGUCUGUGAAGAACAUCUCCCUGAGCAGCGGGAGUGGACCUCUCGUCAGGAGCAGGAGGAGCCACAGCCCCCUCACGUUAAAGAGGAAGAUGAGGAGCCAACGCUUUCUCACAUUAAAGAGGAAGAGGAGGAACACAGCAUCGGUCAGGAGGGAGGGCAUCUUGAAGGGUUGGACGCAUUCCCAGGGAUUGGUGUCCCUGUGAAGAGUGAAGAUGAUGAGGUCAAAAGUGAAAGUGAGGAGAAGAGAGAGGCGGAGCCUCCAAGCAGCAGCCCAACUCAACACAUGACAACAGAAGCUGAUGGAGACCACUGUGGAGGAUCACAAGCAGACAAGCUCUUAGCUCCACUAUCAGAUAGUGAGGACACAACGUCACACUCUCCUGACACUCAUGAUGAAGACUCUAAAAAUGACAAAACAUGUCAAACUGUUAACACACACUUCACAUGUUCUCUCUGCGACAAAACCUUUAAUCGUCGUAGUCAUCUGAAAAGACACGUGAGAAUACACACAGGAGAAAAACCGUUUGCAUGCUUAAUCUGCGCUAAAAGAUUUAUACAGAAUAGUGAUUUGGAAAAACACAUGAGAACACACACCGGAGAAAAACCAUUCAUGUGCUCGAUUUGUAGUAAAAGCUUCUCCCAGAAAGCGUACUUGAUAACACACAAAAGAACACACACUGGUGAAAAACCUUUCAUCUGUUCAGUCUGCGGUAAGGGUUUCCUCCAAAACCAAGAUUUGAAAAGACACACAAGAACGCACACUGGCGAAAAGCCGUUUGUCUGUUCAUUCUGUGGCAAAGGUUUUCUGCAAAAUGAAGAUUUGAAAAGACACAUGAGAAAACACACCGGAGACAAACCGUUCAUGUGCUCAGUUUGUAGUAAAAGAUUCUCCCAGAAAGCAAAUUUGAUAAUACACACAAGAACGCACACCGGUGAAAAACCUUUUAUCUGUUCGGUCUGUAGUAAAGGUUUUCUCCAAAAUCAGGAUUUGAAAAAACACACGAGAAUCCACACCGGUGAAAAAACAAAGUGCUCCGUUUGCAGUAAAAAAUUCUCUCAGACGCAACAUUUGAAAGCGCACAUGAGGAGGCACACCGGAGAAAAACCCUUUCCCUGUUCAAUCUGCGUCAAAGAGUUUGCACAGAGGCAAUGUCUGCAAAGGCACAUGGCAACACACACCGGUGAAAAGCCCUUUUCUUGCUCAAGUUGCAACAAAAGAUUUUGUGAAAAAACAAGACUUGUGGUACACAUGAGAACUCACACGAGGGAGAAAACGCUGAGUUGCAGCGCGUGUGGUGAAAGAUUCUCUUCUAAGUCCCAGUGUAAGAAACACAAGUGUGCUGGUGAGAACAGCAGCAGCAAAUGAAGAUGCAGGAUUUGAAAUAAACUUGUUUAUAUUUUUGAUAAUUCCAAUUAUUAUAAGCUGUGUUUCUUCCUACUCCUUUUUCCAACACGUUGGUUUGUGGACUAGUAAAUAUGUGAUGUGUACACAGCAACUGUGUGCAUGUUGAAAAGUAACUACCGUAUUUUCCGGACCAUAAGGCGCACCGGAUUAUAAGGCACACUGUCGAGGAAUGGUCUAUCUUUGAUCUUUUUUCAUACGUAAGGCGUACCAGAUUAUAGGGCGCAUUAAAGAAGUCAUAUUUUUUUUUUUCUAAA